AUGCCACCAUUAAAAUUGAACAUGGAUAUUACAGUUCUUCCUCCAGAUGUGUUAUCAUUAUAUGAUGAACCUUUCUAUGAAUUAGUUCGUAAAUUAGCUGGUUCUGUCGAAGCUAAAUUACUUCAAGUACAAGGUGUUCGUGGUGCCUAUUCAUUGAUACAUAUCGAAGAUGUUUUUGAUAUAUUAAAAUAUAAAUGUAAAGAAUUGGAUGAAAUUAAAAAAAAUGCUUGUCUGGUAUUGGAGGAUAAUCAAUAUAUUGUUAAACCUGGGUGUAAAAGUAAUUUACGAUACUUUACUCAAUUACUCAUUUUAAAAAAUCAAGAACACUUGAAAACAAUUGGAGUUCGAAUAAAAUCAAAGCAUACAUUAAAUGAUGUUGAUAAUAAUAAUACAUCUACAUCACAAUUAUCAGCACAAGUUCUUCCUGUUUCUUCACCAACAUCACAAAAUACAACAGCAUCACAAGAUACAACAACAUCACAAGAUACAACAACAUCACAAAAUACAACAGCACCACAAAAUACAAUAACAACAACAACAUCGCAAAUGAAUGAAUCGAAACAUCGUGCUUUUCUUACUGCAUCUUUGGAUGAGUGGUUUAUUAAAAAUACGUCAACAUAUAAUUUUUCUAACGAGAAAUUUGUUGAAGGUAAAGAUUAUAAGCUAACCUUAAUGCUUACUCAAACGUCCGAAGAAGCAAUUAUAUCUUGUGCCUGUGGCACACGAAUCAACUUAUCAAAAGAACGAAUACAUUUUUCAUUAAGCAACUAUUAUAAACACAUUAAAACAUCAAAAUGUACGGUGGCGAAGAACAAACGAAAAAUCAUCUCACACAACUCGAAUAAUGAAGAUAUUGUAUCAACUCAACAACAAACAUUAGAUGAUGACGUUGUAGACAUUUCUACAACACCAAAACCAAAUAUUGAUAAUAACAACAAACAACCUAAUUCUUCAUCUAGGAAACGCAUAAAAUCUGGUUCUCUUGAUGAAUCAUCGAAAAAGACUCAAAAACGUUAA
Molecule: messenger RNA, 1017 nt
Organism: Adineta steineri
Lineage: Eukaryota; Metazoa; Rotifera; Eurotatoria; Adinetida; Adinetidae
Source: the annotation of a GenBank genome assembly